AUCUCUGGCAAGGGAAAGCAUUUUUUUAGGGGUGUGGAUUGCACAGGAGACAGAACACAUCAGCCCUGAAGGCAGACAAUAUUUGGGAGACAUCUUCUCAUCAUCUGUGCCUCCUCUCCCCAUCCAUUGUUCCCAUCCCCCUCCAUCCUGCCCCUGGGAAGGUGUCUGGCUGUUUGUGUUGCACCUGCCCUGUGCGCAGCAGCAUCGUGUAGAUCUCUCCCUGUCCUCCUCCUCCUCCUCCUCCUCCCAUCCACAAUACAGGAGCUGCUGAUCGGGGACACGCCUGGCACACGGGGACACGGCGAUCCGGGCACCCCAGACCUGGAAUUACCGGACAUCCAUGGAAUAGAGGAGAUUCCCGGAUCCUGCGGGAGAAGAAGCCUCGGAGGAGAGCAUUGUUCCUUCCCAUCGCCUGGAAUUCCAUUAUGAAAGGAGCGAAGCAGUAAAUUUAAAAGUUGCAGGAUGAAAAGAUGGCGCAGGCACGACUUGUACCACCAGGACCCGACAGCAUCCGCUAUUUCACCAGGGAAUCCCUCGAAGCUAUCGAGAAACGCAUCACAGAGGAAAAAGCAAAGAAACCCAAACAAGAGCACAAACUUGACGACGACGAAAAUGGCCCCAAGCCAAGCAGUGACUUGGAAGCGGGCAAAAGUCUGCCAUUUAUAUAUGGCGACCUACCACCUGGAAUGUCAUCAGAGCCACUGGAGGACCUAGACCCAUAUUAUAUGAAUCAGAAAACUUUUAUAGUGUUGAAUAGAGGGAAGACACUCUUCCGUUUCAGUGCCACGUCUGCCGUGUACAUUUUAACCCCCUUCAACCCUCUUAGAAAAGUAGCUAUUAAAGUUUUGGUACAUUCAUUAUUCAGCAUGCUCAUUAUGUUCACUAUCUUGACCAACUGCGUGUUCAUGACCAUGAGUAAUCCCCCGGAAUGGACGAAGAAUGUAGAAUACACAUUUACUGGAAUCUAUACAUUCGAGUCUCUGAUAAAAAUUCUCGCAAGGGGUUUUUGUCUAGAAAAAUUUACUUUCCUAAGAGACCCAUGGAACUGGCUGGAUUUCAGUGUAAUCGUUAUGGCAUAUGUCACAGAGUUUGUGGACCUGGGCAAUGUUUCAGCACUGAGAACAUUCAGAGUUCUCCGAGCAUUGAAAACAAUUUCAGUCAUUCCAGGCCUGAAGACCAUUGUGGGUGCCCUGAUUCAGUCGGUUAAGAAGCUUUCGGAUGUGAUGAUUCUCACAGUGUUUUGUCUGAGUGUCUUUGCACUAAUAGGACUACAGCUUUUUAUGGGACACCUACGGAAUAAAUGCUUACUGUGGCCUCCACUAUACAGCGGUUCUGAAAUGAAUAUCACAUCCUACAUCAAUGGCACAAUGAACAACAACAGCACGUUUUUCAAUAGAACCUUUCCUGAAUAUGACUGGCAGGAAUACGUUGAAGAUGAAUCACACUUUUACAAGCAAGAAGGUCAGAAGGAUUUUUUGCUGUGCGGUAACUCAUCAGAUUCAGGUCAAUGCCCAGAAGGAUAUAUGUGUAUUAAAAUUGGGAGAAACCCCAACUAUGGGUAUACGAGUUUUGAUACAUUCAGCUGGGCGUUCUUAUCCUUGUUUCGACUAAUGACUCAAGACUACUGGGAGAACCUCUAUCAGCUGACUCUUCGAGCCGCUGGUAAGACCUACAUGAUCUUCUUUGUGCUGGUGAUCUUUUUGGGCUCCUUUUAUCUGGUCAAUCUGAUCCUGGCUGUGGUAGCUAUGGCGUAUGAGGAACAGAAUCAGGCAACAUUGGAAGAAGCAGAGCAGAAAGAAGCUGAAUUUCAGCAAAUGUUGGAGCAACUUAAAAAACAACAAGAAGAUGCUCAGGCAGCAGCUAUAGCAGCACUAAAUCUAUCAAAAGAGUACAGCGAAGAUGGUGGCUUUGGACCACUUUCUGAAAGUUCAUCAGAGGCUUCCAAGCUAAGCUCCAAAAGUGCCAAAGACCGACGGAACCGGAAGAAGAAAAGAAGACAGAAGGAGCUUGGAGAGGAUGAUGAGAAAGGGGACAAUGAGAAAUUUCCAAAGUCUGAAUCGGAAACAAGUAUCAAGAGGAAAGGUUUUCGUUUCUCUAUUGAAGGAAACCGGCUGACCUAUGAAAACAAGUUCUCUUCUCCGCAUCAGUCAUUGUUGAGUAUCCGUGGAUCUCUAUUUUCUCCAAGACGUAACAGCAGAGCCAGCAUCUUCAGCUUCAGAAACCGUGCAAAAGACAUUGGGUCAGAGAACGACUUUGCAGAUGAUGAACACAGCACUUUCGAGGACAAUGAGAGCAGAAGAGGUUCUUUAUUUGUACCUCACAGACACGGAGAAAGGCGAAACAGCACUAUCAGCCAAACUAGUAAAUCGUCCAAGGCAGUGCUUCCAGUGAAUGGGAAGAUGCACAGCACAGUGGACUGCAAUGGAGUAGUGUCUCUAAUGGGAGGUCCAUCUGUCCCGACAUCGCCUGUUGGACUUCUUCUGCCAGAGGUGAUAAUAGAUAAACCAGCUUCUGAUGACAAUGGAACUACGACGGAGACUGAGAUAAGAAAGCGUAAGGCGAGCUGUUAUCAGGUUUCUAUGGAUCUGUUGGAAGAUCCAAUAGUCACGAGACAGAGAGCCUUGAGCGUUGCUAGUAUUUUGACCAACACAAUGGAAGAACUUGAAGAAUCCAGGCAGAAGUGUCCUCCAUGUUGGUACAAGUUUGCAAACACCUUCUUAAUCUGGGACUGCUCUGAUUCGUGGCUGAGGAUAAAGCAUAUUGUUAAGCUGGUUGUAAUGGAUCCUUUUGUGGACCUGGCUAUAACAAUUUGCAUUGUUCUAAACACAUUAUUCAUGGCUAUGGAACAUUACCCCAUGACCGAAGAAUUUAAUUACGUCCUUAGUGCUGGAAACUUGGUUUUCACUGGAAUCUUUACAGCAGAAAUGAUAUUUAAGCUGAUUGCCUUAGAUCCAUACUAUUAUUUCCAAGAAGGCUGGAACAUUUUUGAUGGUAUCAUUGUGAGCCUCAGUUUAAUGGAGUUGGGUCUGGCUAAUGUGGAAGGAUUAUCAGUGCUUAGGUCAUUCAGAUUGCUCCGAGUCUUCAAGUUGGCAAAAUCAUGGCCUACCCUCAACAUGCUGAUCAAGAUCAUUGGUAACUCUGUAGGAGCUCUGGGAAACUUGACUUUGGUGUUGGCCAUCAUUGUGUUUAUUUUCGCUGUGGUGGGCAUGCAGCUGUUUGGUAAAAGCUACAAGGAAUGUGUCUGCAAGAUCUCAGAGGACUGUGAGCUUCCACGCUGGCACAUGAAUGACUUCUUCCAUUCCUUCCUAAUUGUGUUCCGUGUAUUGUGUGGAGAAUGGAUCGAGACUAUGUGGGACUGUAUGGAGGUUGCUGGACAAUCUAUGUGCCUUUUGGUCUUCAUGUUAGUGAUGGUCAUUGGCAAUCUUGUGGUUUUGAAUUUGUUCCUGGCCUUGUUGCUGAGUUCAUUUAGUUCCGACAACCUCACAGCAACAGAUGAUGACAAUGAGAUGAACAACCUUCAGAUUGCUGUGGGAAGAAUACAUGUGGGAAUAGAUUUUGUAAAGAAAACAAUGCGAGAAUGCAUGCAAAAAGCCUUUGUGAAGAAACAGAAAGCUCUCGAUGAAAUCAAACCACUCGAGGAGCUGCACAAUCGGAAAGAGAGCUGUCUUUAUAACCAUAAUGCCGUUGAUAUUAAUAAAGACCUAGAUUAUCACAAAGGUGGCAAUGGAACUACAAGUGGAGUAGGCAGCAGUAUGGAAAAGUAUAUUAUCGAUGAGAGUGAUUACAUGUCCUUUAUACAUAACCCAAGCCUCACCGUGACUGUUCCCAUCGCUGUUGGGGAAUCUGAUUUUGAAAAUCUCAAUACAGAAGACUUCAGCAGUGAAUCUGACCUGGAAGAAAGUAAAGAGAAGCUGAACAUGACCAGCUCAUCUGAAGGUAGCACAGUGGAUAUCAGGCCCCCUGGGAUAGUUGUGGAAGGAGAAGGGGAGCUGGUGGAUAUUGAACCGGAGGAAGCUAUGGAGCCAGAUGCCUGCUUCACAGAAGGAUGUGUAAAAAGGUUUCCAAUUUGCACUGUGAACAUUGAUGAAGAAAAUGGCAAGACUUGGUGGAGAUUCAGAAAAACCUGCUACACAAUUGUUGAACACAACUGGUUUGAAACCUUCAUUAUCUUCAUGAUUCUUCUUAGUAGUGGAGCAUUAGCUUUUGAAGAUAUCUACAUAGAACAAAGGAAAACAAUUAAAACCAUGCUGGAAUAUGCUGAUAAAGUCUUCACGUACAUCUUUAUCCUUGAAAUGCUUCUGAAAUGGGUGGCCUAUGGAUUUGUAAAAUAUUUCACCAAUGCCUGGUGCUGGUUGGACUUCCUGAUUGUUGAUGUGUCUCUCGUUAGCUUAGUAGCCAAUGCCUUGGGAUACUCAGAACUAGGGGCUAUUAAGUCCCUAAGGACAUUAAGGGCCUUGAGACCACUAAGAGCCCUUUCACGUUUUGAAGGGAUGAGGGUGGUUGUAAAUGCACUGAUCGGAGCCAUUCCCUCCAUUAUGAACGUGCUACUGGUUUGUCUGAUAUUCUGGUUGAUUUUCAGUAUAAUGGGCGUCAAUUUGUUUGCGGGAAAGUAUUAUCAUUGCGUUAAUACUACUACUGGUGAAAUGAUCUCAAUUACUAAAGUUGAAAACCAGUCGGAAUGCAUGCAGCUAAUAAAGGCCAACGAAAGUGCGAGGUGGAAGAACGUUAAAGUCAAUUUUGAUAAUGUAGGAGCUGGUUAUCUUGCUUUACUCCAAGUGGCAACGUUUAAAGGCUGGAUGGAUAUUAUGUACGCUGCAGUUGACUCGCGAAAGCUGCAAGAGCAACCUAAAUAUGAAGACAACUUAUAUAUGUAUUUAUACUUUGUCAUCUUUAUCAUAUUUGGCUCCUUUUUCACUCUGAACCUCUUCAUUGGUGUUAUUAUUGACAAUUUCAACCAACAAAAAAAAAAGUUUGGAGGUCAAGACAUCUUCAUGACAGAGGAGCAAAAGAAAUAUUAUAAUGCCAUGAAAAAACUGGGGUCCAAGAAGCCACAAAAGCCCAUUCCAAGACCACCGAACAGAUACCAAGGUUUUGUGUUCGAUAUUGUAACAAGGCAAGCUUUUGACAUCACCAUCAUGAUACUUAUUUGCCUUAACAUGGUAACAAUGAUGAUUGAAACAGAUGAACAAAGCGACGAUAUGGAAAACAACUUGUACUGGAUCAACUUGGUCUUCAUUGUCCUGUUCACUGGUGAAUUUAUUAUGAAACUGGUCUCACUGCGGUAUUAUUACUUCACAAUUGGCUGGAACAUAUUUGAUUUUGUUGUUGUCAUUCUCUCUAUUGUUGGCAUGUUUCUGGCUGACAUGAUAGAAAACUAUUUUGUUUCUCCAACAUUAUUCAGAGUUAUAAGACUUGCCAGGAUUGGGAGAAUCUUGCGUCUCAUUAAAGGAGCGAAGGGAAUUCGUACUCUGCUUUUUGCUUUGAUGAUGUCACUUCCUGCCCUGUUCAAUAUUGGUCUUCUGUUGUUUUUAGUGAUGUUCAUUUACGCUAUCUUUGGAAUGUCCAACUUUGCCUAUGUCAAGAAAGAAGCAGGAAUUGAUGACAUGUUUAAUUUUGAAACAUUUGGCAACAGUAUGAUUUGCUUAUUCCAAAUCACUACAUCAGCUGGAUGGGAUGGCUUAUUAGCACCUAUUCUGAACAGUGGAGCACCAGACUGCGACCCACAUGCAGAACACCCUGGGAGUUCAGUCAGAGGGGAUUGUGGAAACCCCUCUGUUGGGAUUUUCUUCUUUGUGAGUUAUAUCAUCAUAUCAUUUUUAGUGGUGGUAAACAUGUAUAUUGCUGUAAUUUUGGAAAACUUUAGUGUUGCUACGGAGGAAAGUGCAGAACCCCUUGGAGAGGAUGACUUUGAGAUGUUUUAUGAAGUUUGGGAAAAGUUUGAUCCAGAUGCAACACAAUUUAUUCAGUACAGUAAAUUGCCUGAUUUUGCUGACGCUCUGGAUCCACCUCUUCGUAUACAAAAACCAAACAGAGUUCCGCUUAUUGCAAUGGAUCUUCCCAUGGUAAGUGGUGACCGAAUUCAUUGCCUUGACAUCUUGUUUGCCUUUACGAAGCGAGUGUUGGGUGAAGGAGACGAAAUGGAUAAUCUUCGCCAACCAAUGGAAGAACGGUUCAUGGCAUCCAACCCUUCAAAGGUCUCCUAUGAACCAAUUACAUCUACCUUAAGGAGAAAACAAGAGGAAUUGUCAGUGGUCAUCAUUCAGCGUUGUUUCCGGCGCUAUAUUUUACGGAAAACUAUUAAACAAGCUUCAUUAAUGUAUAGAAAAGAUAAAAUGAAAGAAGUUAAUUGCUUGCCAAUUAAAGAAGACAUGGGUAUUGAUAAGCUUAAUGGGAACUCAACUUCAGAUAAGACUGAUAUAACACCCUCUACAACAUCACCUCCAUCAUACGAUAGUGUAACAAAACCAGAAAAGGAAAAACAUGAAAAAGACAAAGCAGAAAAAGAGGACAAAAGCAAAGAUGCCAGGGAGAAUAAAAAAUAAAACUGCACAUUUUUUCAUUUGUGUGAUAAAUUGUUUACAACCUGUGAAGAUGACCCAUCUGUGUCAACAGGACUCCUCUGGGAGAUCUAUGCCAAACUGACAGUUCUUGCAUACAUGUACUCAAGGUCAGUGCCUAUAAUAAGACAGUGACCUCUUGUCAAGAGAUGGUGUAUCAGCCUUGACUGGUGGUUACUGUUUAAAUAACCAGUUGACACUUCUUACGCAGAGGGCCAAAAACGGCUUCUCAGUCUGUUGGGACCAGUCAUGGGAAUGCAAACUCUUAUUGUUUGUGUGUUUCACAUAAAACACUGUAGUACAAUAAUUGUGUCCACUGUUUGCAUUUUCAAUUAACAUACUGCCAUAUGUUUACAGACUUGUGUUAGUGGAUCAACUGUUUUUUUUUAUAAUUUGUAGGUCAUUUAUUUAUAUAUGUGACUAUUUUUGUAUAUGGGUUUUACAGUACAUUGGGGAUAUAAUACAACCUUUAAAAAAAUAUUAUAAGUCUAAGAAAAAAAAAAAAAAGACGACCACACACUGUACAUGUGAGGAGGUUAUUCACAUUAACUCGAGCAGGUCAGUGAGCACUCGCAGAAAAUAAGAAGGCACACCUAAGCUUUUUCAAAAAUUGACAUCUAUGUGUGGGCUAGGAUAGAAAAGUGGUUGCACCUACAAUAUCAUCCCAGAAGUGUCUGUGAAAUAAAGUCACUGUAACGCAUAUGGCAAAUCUACUUCUUAAGGUCGUCUUGCUGCUCAAAAAGAAAUGAAUCAUAAAGAGCACUCUCCUCUUUGUCCAGAUCUCUAGGUAACAUCUCACAUUUCCCAGGUAAAUUAAAAAGUGAUUUUUAAUAGCGGUGAGUUACAGAUUUAUGUUUGGAUCAAAAGAGUAGAAAAUAUAUCAAUGGAGUGCAUAUAUUAAAACCAAACAAAAUGGAAGAUUCUUUGGAUUGUGAGUGAUAUUUAGUGAACAAGAUUAUUUAAUAAAACAAAAAUUCCUAUAAAUAUAGAGUAAUGUCACUUAUUUGUAUAUUUAUUUUAUCGAAACAGUUAUAUUUAAUAAUUAUGCACUGUUAAGUUAUAUAACAAAAUAGGGAUUGUGAUGAUUUUUGGGGGAAAGCAUAUAUUUAAGAAAAUAUAUAUAUCAUUGUUUAUUAAGAAGGUUUAGAAUGGAUAGAUGGAUAGUCACUUGCAGAGAGUUAGCCAUUGCACGUGAAUAAAAUUGUGCAAGCUGAGGUCAACAACUCAAGAUCAUUUCUCUGACCCAUUAUGUGCCUGUGAACUACUGAGUCUUUGUACUAUGGAAUUAUAAUAGGUGUGUUUUGCAAAAGGACAACAACUCCUAUUGUGCUUGCCUAAAUGGUCUGUCUACAAAAGAACAGACCAGAUGACAGCGCAACAUCAGUCAUUUUGAAAGUGUUCCAUAGUGGAAUGUACAACAGAAAUUAUUAAGGCAAAACACACCUCCCCGUAAGAAGCACGUCUAUACAUGCUUAACUAUAUAAAAGUAGGUUGUGGCUGUACUAUGUAUAGGGCCCAUGCCGUUUAACGGUUUAGAAAGCAGCGAUUGACAAGACUCCAUUUGAAAUUUUCGCUAGACCUCUGUAUGAAAUGCAUUUCUUGUUCCGCAAUCAAUAGUGGGAGAAUGGCCAAUAUGUACUUCAUUGAUGUUGAAUAUCAAGUUUGUUGAUGAUGUUGGAAUUUUAUGUCUACAACAACAGACUGAUGUGAUCACAUGAUGACAUAUUCCACAAAAUGCAAAUCAUGACACUUAAAGAGGUGUAUCAUUUUAUUGAUUUCACUGGUGAAAACAAAUUAAUCAAUAAAUGGGCGUCUUCCCUGAAUGAUUGUAAUUCUUUUUUGACACAAACUCAUGCAAAAGAAACUGUUGCUUCAUAAAUGAAGAAAUAGCUGUUACACUGUUGCCAAAACCAGUUGUGUACCGUCUUAACAAUUCUGUGUUACAAAAAAAAAAGUGAUAGUACCUUACAAAUGUCAAUGUAGACUCGGUCUUUUGAAAAAAAAUGCAAGUGUUUUGAUAAUAUAUUAUACAAACUGUCUUGAAUGUACAUUGUAGAUAAAACAGCAAUUGUAUUCCACUUAGCAUGUCACUGUAUGGACUCCUUCAACAUAUAUUCCAUACAAAGUGUCUUAAUUAUAUUUUUGUCUUAUACAGUGUGCAGGAUACCGUAUGGACACAAAACAUUAACAUAAAUGCAGGGCCCCCAUUCAUCACAUUUUUUUUUUUUUUACGUCUGAAAAAAAAAAAACUUUACCUGGAUCUUUAUGUGACAUUUUCUAAGACUCUUUAUUUCAGCUGAUAGUUGAAAAUUAAUAAAAAUAAGUAUUGGCUACUUAAAAUGA
Molecule: messenger RNA, 8900 nt
Organism: Rana temporaria (common frog)
Lineage: Eukaryota; Metazoa; Chordata; Amphibia; Anura; Ranidae
Product: sodium channel protein type 2 subunit alpha-like
Exons: 27
Coding region: 471-6542 (2023 amino acids)
Biological process (GO): sodium ion transmembrane transport; neuronal action potential; membrane depolarization during action potential
Cellular component (GO): axon; plasma membrane; voltage-gated sodium channel complex
Molecular function (GO): protein binding; voltage-gated sodium channel activity
Source: RefSeq, a predicted model, not a curated record